This is a messenger RNA of Macaca mulatta (Rhesus monkey), 1297 nucleotides long. The record is from RefSeq and is a predicted model, not a curated record. Lineage: Eukaryota; Metazoa; Chordata; Mammalia; Primates; Cercopithecidae.
AAAGGGAUAGGAUAGAGAGUGGGAUGGGGUCUGUAGGGGUCUCGAGGACUGGCUAUCCUGACAUCCUUCCCCGUGUUCAGGUUGGCCACCAUGAUGUGCUGCCAGAGGGCACCCACCUGCUCCUUAAAGAGAGGACAAGUUGGGUGGUAUCUCUGGCCGACACUCUGUGCACAACUCUUACGAUGCUGGUAACGGUGAGAAGGGAAAGAUGACAAGCCAGGGGGCAUGAUCCCAGCAUGUGUGGGAGGAGCUUCUAAAUUAGCCAUUAGCACAGGUACAUCAGUGGCCCCAUGCGUAAACGUACAGAGAAAUAGGUGGGGUCAAGCAGCAAGAGAUAAGGGGCCAGGGUAUAAAAAGGGCCCACAAGAGACCAGCUCCAGGAUCCCAAGGCCCGACUCCCUGAAACACUUAGAGUCCUGCGGACAGCUCACCUAGCUGCAAUGGCUGCAGGCUCCUGGACAUGCCUAAUUCUGGCUAUUGCCCUGCUCUGCCUACCUUGGCUUCAAGAGGGCAGUGCCUUCCCAACCAUUCCCUUAUCCUGGCUUUUUAACACCGCUGUGCUCCGCGCCCAUCACCUGCACAAGCUGGCAUCUGACACGUACCCGAAGUUUGAAGAAGCCUAUAUCCCAAAGGAACAGAAGUAUUCAUUCCUGCGCAACCCCCAGACCUCUCUCUGCUUCUCAGAGUCUAUUCCGACACCCUCCAACAAGGAGGAAACACAGCAGAAAUCCGUGAGUGGAUGCCUUCUCCCCCAGGCAGGGAUGGGGGAGGCCUGUGGUCAGAGCCCCCGGGCAGCACAGCAACCGCUGGUCCUUCCUCUGCAGAACCUAGAGCUGCUCCACAUCUCCCUGCUGCUCAUCCAGUCGUGGCUGGAGCCCGUGCAGUGCCUCAGGAGUGUGUUUACCAACAACCUGGUGUAUGGCACCUCGAACUUCAACGUCUAUCUCUACCUAAAGAACCUAGAGGAAGGCAUCCAAACGCUGAUGGGGAGGCUGGAAGACGGCAGCCCCCGGACUGGGCAGAUCUUCAAGCAGACCUACAGCAAGUUUGACACAAACUCGCACAACGAUGACACACUGCUCAAGAACUACAGGCUGCUCUACUGCUUCAGGAAGGACAUGAACAAGGUCGAGACAUUCCUGCGCACCGUGCGGUGCCGCGCUGUGGAGGGCAGCUGUGGCUUCUAGAUGCCUGGGUGGCAUCCCUUGUGACCCCUCCCAAUUGCCACUCCUGGCCAUGGAAGGUGCCACUCCAGUGUCCAACAGCCUUGUCCUAAUAAAAUUAAGUUGCAUCAUUU